Messenger RNA from Siniperca chuatsi (mandarin fish), 3091 nucleotides. It is a transcript of the gene nr2c1, whose product is annotated as nuclear receptor subfamily 2, group C, member 1. Gene Ontology annotation, molecular function: zinc ion binding; nuclear receptor activity; RNA polymerase II cis-regulatory region sequence-specific DNA binding. The transcript is spliced from 14 exons. The coding region runs from base 541 to 2376 and encodes 611 amino acids. Lineage: Eukaryota; Metazoa; Chordata; Actinopteri; Centrarchiformes; Sinipercidae. Gene Ontology annotation, biological process: cell differentiation; negative regulation of transcription by RNA polymerase II; anatomical structure development. The record is from RefSeq and is a predicted model, not a curated record.
CUUUGACAUUGUUCACUAUAUCAUAAAUUUAACAUUUAAAACAAGGAAGCCUCCACUGUCUUCUCCGCCAUCUGAAUUCACAAUAUUUCAUCUAAUGAUGUAGCCUGUCCUCUAAAGUAAAGUAGGUAAAAAGUACCUAUUAUUUUGAUUAAGUUAAAAAAAUAAUAACUGAGGCCUAGUACGGUAAGGAGAAAAUUACAUUUGACAGGAUAACUCACAUUCACUCCGGUCUAGGCUAUGAACCGCGGCUACCUAACUGCGCAUGUGCAUAAGGCGUUUAUUGAUGAAAAAAAGGUCACGAACUCUGACCCGCCCACCAACUGCAGCAAACAGUUAAAAUAUUAAUUUAUUUAAGACAAUACAUUAUCUGACCCAACAGCUCCUUGGCAGGUAAGAAAUAUUCACCAAUGUGGACGCAUGAGGGGUUCACGGAAGAGACACGAGGGGCCAGUAAAACAGGAAGGGAGGGAGUGUUCAGUGUGCAUGCCUCAUGGGGCACUGAUGUGAAGUGCAGUGGAAGAAGGUGUGUGCAGUAUCAGAAUGGAUGGACAGACUCAAAGGAUUCAACUUGUGUCAGCAGACAGCAGCAUGGCAUUAGGACACAGAAUACAGAUUGUAACUGAUCAGCAGACUGGCCAGAAGAUCCAGAUCGUCACAGCACUUGAGCCAUCUUCCCCUGGAAAGCAGCAGUUUAUCCUAGCAAAUGCUGACUAUUCCCCUGGUGGGAAGGUGAUCCUGGCCAAGCAGGAAGGCUCACCCAACAAGGUCAUUCUCUCUUCUCCAGACGGCUCUGGGGUUAACCAGCUGUUGUUUGCCUCCCCUGAACUGGCUGGGCAGCAGAUUCAGUUUGUGACUGAAGGGUCAGACCAGUCUAUUGUGAAGCCGGUUGUGGAGUACUGCGUUGUCUGUGGUGAUAAAGCCUCGGGGCGUCAUUACGGAGCUGUCAGCUGUGAGGGCUGUAAGGGCUUCUUCAAACGCAGCAUUAGAAAGAACCUAGUGUACACAUGCAGGGGCUCCGGAGAGUGUGCCAUCAACAAGCUUCACCGAAACCGCUGCCAGUACUGUCGACUGCAGCGCUGCAUGGCUCUGGGCAUGAAACAGGAUUCUGUGCAGUGUGAGAGGAAGCCUGUUGAAGUGACUACCAGAGAGAAAUCCGUCAACUGUGCAGCCUCCACUGAGAAGAUCUACAUCCGCAAGAACCUGUGUAGCCCUCUUGCCGCCACACCCACUUUUGUAUCUGACAAGGAAACUGCUAGGUCUACAAGUUUGCUUGAGUCAAGCAUGUUGCUCAACAUCCAACAACCCUUCUCCAAGCUGGAAAACACCAUCUUGAUUCCCGCAUCUCCUGACAAGCAGGAUGACCCGUCUCAAGGUGACCUCGGCACGCUGGCAAAUGUAGUAUCGUCCCUCGCCCACCUCAACAAGACCAGAGAGCCAAGUGACGGCGGCAAUGAUCUGAUGGCAGUUGAAACGCUUAGCAAUGGGGACAGCUCGAUGACAGACAUCCAAGGAGAAGAGCAAACUGCAAAUGAUAUCACUCGAGCUUUUGACACCCUGGCCAAAGUCCUGCACCCUGGUGAUGGCUCAGCAGGAGAGUCCUUGGAGGCCACGAUGCAGCUGAUGUCAGGGGACCAGUCAGGUCCUGUGGUGGAGUUGGAGGGACCUAUACUCUCCGACAGCCAUAUCCCUUUCAAGCUUAUGAUGCCUUUGCCUGUGCCAGAGUACCUCAAUGUCAACUACAUCUGUGAGUCAGCUUCCCGGCUACUUUUUCUCUCUAUGCACUGGGCACGCUCUAUUCCUGCCUUUCAAACCCUUGGUGGUCAAGACAAUGACAUUAACUUGAUGAAAGCCUGCUGGAAUGAACUGUUUGCCCUGGGUCUGGCACAGUGCUCCAACGUUAUGAAUGUUGGUACUAUCUUAAGUGCCAUUAUCAACCAUCUGCAGACCAGCUUACAGGAAGAGAAGCUGUCCCCAGAGCGAGUAAAACUAGUAAUGGAGCACAUCUGGAGGAUGCAGGAGUUCUGUAACAGCAUGAUCAAACUGUCCCCAGAUUCUUAUGAAUAUGCCUACCUCAAAGCUAUCGUUCUCUUUAGUCCUGAUCAUCCAGGCAUAGAUAAUACCCCACAGAUAGAGCGAUUUCAGGAGAAGGCCUACAUGGAGCUGCAGGACUACGUAACCAGAACCUACCCAGAAGACUCCUAUCGGUUAUCCAAGCUGUUGCUGCGUCUUCCUGCCCUCAGGCUGAUAAGUGCAGCUGUCACUGAGGAGCUGUUUUUCGCUGGGCUCAUUGGCAAUGUGCAGAUUGAUAGCAUCAUCCCUUACAUCCUCAAAAUGGAGUCAACUGAUUAUAAUAGCCAGGCUGUCUCUGGGGUCUGACACACUGUGCCAUUUGGAAUUGCAACAUUGGACUGUGAAAACUUGACAGCCAACCAAUCAGACUGCGCCGCAGAACGAUCACUAAGUGGUCAUAACAUACUGUAUUUAUGACACAGCAUCCUAUGGGAUUUCUGUUUUCUUACCUUGCUCCUGCUUCUGACUCCUCAGUAUCCAGUCAGUAGAGCACAACUCACAAAGAGGACGAAUAAAAUCAACUCAAGCGAGCCUGCCAAUAUCUGCCCAUUCAGGAAUGAACCUUUGAAGCCUGCAUAGUAGAUUGCGCUUUUUAUUGUACAUAGUAUUUUAUGCUUCAUCGCCUCCAGGCCUUUCCUUUUUCUGCAGAUCUUGUUUGUACUUAGAAGGAAUCAGGAUGCUUUUCUUUUUCACUGCUUUCUUACAUGGUCAUGCUUUUUUUUUUUUUUGAAUAAUUAUGAGGAAAAAAACUUGUCAGUGUGAAUUGAUUUGUGAGAUGUUAUCGCUAAAGGUUAUGACCUUUAUUUCUUAUUUGUUUGCCAAUCCAAAGGAUCGGGCAGCAUCACUUGUCAAAUAUUUGACAUCAUGUGGAUCUGAAGUAAUUGUGUAUAUAUAUAUUUGUGUAUAGAACACACCAAGAAGGCUACAAUGGGCAGCACUUGGUAAUUCAUGGAUUCCAUCUUUUGGACAAAUGUGAAUGGAAAAUGAUGGUCAAGUUGAAAAUAAAAACAACUUUCAAUCA